Molecule: messenger RNA, 3294 nt
Organism: Malassezia globosa CBS 7966
Lineage: Eukaryota; Fungi; Basidiomycota; Malasseziomycetes; Malasseziales; Malasseziaceae
Exons: 1
Coding region: 1-3294 (1097 amino acids)
Biological process (GO): positive regulation of DNA-templated transcription
Cellular component (GO): SWI/SNF complex
Molecular function (GO): histone binding; DNA binding; zinc ion binding
Source: RefSeq, a predicted model, not a curated record
AUGAGUCUGAACGUCAAUGGGUACCCAGAUCAGGGGCUCUUGCAUGAUGCAAACACGUUUGCUCGCUUAGAUCCUCUUGUACAGCCACUCACCUCAUCUCUACAGGAGAAAUCUUUACCAGUGCCUUGUAAAAUCGCGCCUCUUACAGGUCAGCAGUUGGCUGAGUUUUUAUAUGAUCUAGAUACUUUUCAGGAACAAGUGUUGGGAUAUAGUGCCGCGCGCCCAGCAUAUCCAGAUGCUGCAGAUGAAAAUGAGAGGCACCCGUUACGCCUCCCUGCUUUGUUGUUGCAAACGUAUCCCUCGUACUCGGACUUCUCACCGUUAUCGACGAAUGCACCGGUAUUCGUGGUGCUACUAUCGUGUAUGACGUUUCUUGCUGAGCAUCAACAAACCUCAUGGGACAUGAAGGAUAAGGGAAAACGAAGCCUUUAUGUCAGUAUGAUUGCACAUGUGCGUGCUGAUUUGUGUGCGAGGAACUUGAUUCAGCCAGUCCGUAUUGCUGUAUCUUCAGAUAUGACUCAAGCAGAGGCCUCGCACCUGAAAACCAUUGCGGAAAAUCUGAGAUGCGAAUGGGUUGACUCAGUAUCGAGAGCAACGCAUGUAUUGCGCCCAUCGACCGCGGAUGGGGUCACGUUAGCGGCUCAGGAUGGCCCACCACCCGAAUCCGAGUACUUCCGCACCCUCUCGCACCAUCAAAACAAGGUGCUUAUUCACGUGUGGUACCGGCCUGAUUCAUACGACACCUGGGUUCCCGACAAAGACUUUUCCGAGCCUGAGCCAGCUCCUGCGCCACGCACAGCCGCAUGGUGCAUUGAUGCGCGCUGGUUACGCGACUCUCAAUUAUAUAAUGAAAUGAUGAAUGAAGAAGACUAUGAGAUGGAAGAAGAGGAGGAUAAGAAAGAGCCUGAAACGCCUACUGCACAGGUCACGCAGUCAACGGCAUCGUCCGCAGAUUCGGUUCAUCAGGGCACUGAAGCCAAAGACAGCGAGACCCGGCGCAACAAGAAACACAGUUUACCUGACACGAUUACUGAUGACUCUGCGUCCAAGCGGAUUAAAAUUUUAGUCGGGAGUCAUCCUGAGGGUGCACAAACCGUUGAUCUUACUGGCUCGCAGCCCAUUCCUGGCAAGAAGUAUGAGAGCGAGCCUAUCUUGACGGGUACAUUGGGCAACCUUCCUGUCUCUGACGAAGUGUCGCAUGCGACAACUACAAACGUGGAGCCUUUACCUGCCCGAGCAGCGAAUACAUCCGAUGCCAACACAGAAGGCGUGCAUGAUGAAGCUGUUCAAACGGCGCGCAAGUACCUUGCUGAACAAACCCAAGAGGUGAUAAUCCCGUCGUAUUCCACAUGGUUCGACAUGUCAACGAUCAAUGCUAUAGAAAAGCGCUCGUUACCCGAGUUUUUCAACAAAAAGAACCGCAGCAAGACUCCCACUGUCUACAAAGAAUAUCGGGACUUUAUGAUCAACACCUAUCGUCUCAACCCAAGCGAGUACCUGACAUUUACCGCGUGCCGUCGGAAUCUAGCGGGUGACGUGUGCGCCAUUAUGCGAGUGCAUGCUUUUCUAGAGCAGUGGGGGCUGAUCAACUACCAGAUUGACCCAGAAACGCGACCAGCGGCGCUUGGCCCACCGUUCACGGGACACUUCCGGGUCACUGUCGACACACCGCGUGGUCUCACACUCAUGCACCNUGGAACACGACCGGAUGCGCCAGUCAAGUCGGAAUCAGAGCCCACCACCCACAAUGUGCCAACGGAAGGAGUCUCGCUUGAACUGCGGAAAUCUAUCUUUCAGUCGACACUCAAAGGAUCCCGACCAAUUGAUCAUGCACAGGCCGAUUCUCUAGCAGCACAAGCCUCAAAAGAACUAGAUACACAGAAGGGCAAGAAACCUGCUUAUGCUUGUGACACCUGCGGCGUAGACUGCACGCCGUCUCGCUAUCAAAGCAUUCGUGUGAAAGACUAUGCUUUGUGUCCGCCAUGCUAUUUGGAGGGCCGGUUCCCUACAUCGAUGUAUUCAGGAGACUUUGUGCGUCUAGACGAGUCAACAUUCAAGCAUUCUGGUAGUGCGGGCGGCGGCGCAGGCAGAGGUGACGAUGAUUGGUCGGAUGAAGAAACUCUCAAGCUCCUCGAGGGUCUCGAGAUGUAUGAAGAAGAUUGGGGACUCAUAUCUCUGCAUGUGGGAACUCGUUCAAGGGAGCAGUGCAUCACAAAAUUUAUCCAGCUUCCCAUUCAAGAUCCUUACCUUGAGGGUACGGCGCAAAAGGAUCUAGGCGCAUUACAGUAUGCACCCAGAGACCCAACAAGUGGCCAGCAUGUGCCACUGGUCCCAUUUGCCGAAGCUGAAAACCCUGUCAUGAGCAUUGUUGCUCUGUUGGCGAGCGCCGUGAGCCCAGCUGUUGCUGCUGCUGCUGCACAGAGCGCGUUGGGAACCCUUACAGAGUCUAUGCGUCAUACUAUUCAGCGUGCCAGUGCCAGUGCUAGUGCCAGUGACUCUGUCGAGCCACCGGCUUCGGAAGCACCAGCCUCUGCCCCGAAAUCAUCAUCCGAGGACAGGCAACCGGCAUCAGCAGAAACAGAAGCGCGCAAAGAUCCUAUGGAUAUCGAUGCUGCGCCGCCAUCUUCGGUAGCCAGUUCUGGAGCGCCAGAAACAAAGACUGACUCUCCUGUGUAUCCAGGCACCGAAGCAAUUGAGACAAGACAUGCCGGUGCUAUCACAAACACGCAUAUUGACUCAAGUGCAGAUGCUGAAGCUGCCUCUCAUGCUAAUAACGAUCAAAACGAUGGGGCCAAGGGCAAAGAGGAUCUUACGUCGAGUCAUGACGGGCACACUAGCGCUGAUCCCAACCAACGUGAGUCAGUGCCGAAGAAUGAUGUGGAACGAGCCGCAUCUAUUGCGCUGGGCGCCUCUGCAUGCAAAGCGUUUGUUCUAGCGAGUCAUGAAGAGCGAGAGUGCCAGAGGCUUGUUCAACAAGUCAUUGAAUUGCAGAUGAAGAAAAUGGAACUCAAAAUGAGCCAGUUUGAGGAGCUUGAAAGUCUGCUGGAGGCGGAGCGUCGUUCCAUUGAAGCUGGUCGUAAGCAGUUGUACGCAGAUCGACUGGCUGUGCAGCGGCAGCUAUCUACUGUUCAUGAGCUUUUAAGGAAAGCUAGUACAGUGCCGCAGAACGUACGCCCUGACGAAAUGGCCCGUGCAAGUAGUGCUGCUAACGGCGUGCCGCAACAGGGGCCCGUGGUGCGCCAAGCGCCAGGAUCGGAAGUUCCCAGUGAUAGUAACGUGGGCAGAGUAGAAUGA